Messenger RNA from Bombus pascuorum, 1157 nucleotides. RefSeq lists its product as uncharacterized. Lineage: Eukaryota; Metazoa; Arthropoda; Insecta; Hymenoptera; Apidae. Bases 731 to 1096 code for a protein of 121 amino acids. The transcript has 3 exons. The record is from RefSeq and is a predicted model, not a curated record.
AUUGCCUUUCUCGAGAUCUUAAUCCGUCGACCCGUGGAAACUCAUUUUCUCAUGAAAGUUUCCUCGAUUAUUACGGCAAACCGAAUAGCAUUAUCAUUGCUCUUAAAAUCGCGUAUUAUCUGCUUUUGCUCCUUUAUCGAUCGGUAGACACCGGGUUUCGACAAACAAACUUUGGAAUUCGUUACACGCAAUGAAACUCGUUUUCUAGUAAUUUCGUCGGCGAUAUUACAAAUUAGGCGCAGUCAAAGUUGUUAUCUCCCUUUAUGGUAGUUUACUGUACUCCUAUUAUAUACUGCAUCUAUGUAUUCAGAUUUCCUCUUUAAUUAUUAUAAAUUACAUCGGAAAAGGGAGAAGCUGCGCGAUUCAACGUAAACGACAUGUUCCGUCAUAUCUGCGCCUUCUGUUAGACCGUUCGAUUGCGCCAGAUCGAUGUUCGCCUUGGUCUAAGUAAGGAAUUAAUUACGAGCCAGUUGCGGCGAGCUUUCCAAUCGAUCCCCGAUUAUUUCGAAGAAUUGCUAUUUCCACACCCGUUCGCCACAACGGGCAAUCCUAUUACGCAAGUCACAGCGCGGUUUUUGUAACCGACAACGUACGGGGGUGUAAUUUUCCAACUUUCUUAUUUACACGGUUUGUCGAAAUUCUUCGCCAAUGUCGCAUAUAAAACGAAUGUUUACAAGCAGAUUCUUUAGUAAAACUGUCGAAGAUCGUAGGAUAGUUCUAAGACGUCGCUAUGACAUACAGUAUGAGAUACUACUUGUGUCUCGCGAUCGUUGUCGUUUGCGAAGCGGCAAGAAUACCCAGAGUAACCGAGCAACCAUAUUUUCCGAAUUUUCAAGAUAUUUAUCCGAAUCGUAAUUAUCAAACUGAGUCAGCGAAUAACCACGAUGGUGGGCCAUUUUUUGGAAACUAUAGAGCGCAUGAAGGGAACGCAGGUAUAGGAAACGAGUUUUACGAUCAUCGAACUCCCAUCGGUGGCCGAGAAAAUUUUGUUCAUCAUCUUACAAGAGUUCCAUUCGAAGAAUUUAGAGGCCGAGACGCUGUUCCCCGGCAUUAUGACCGAUUUAAUCAUGCGAUUAAUUACGAUUACCAGUUAUAAAAAUUGUAUCAAGUUUACGUUGAUCUGAUGUAUAUCGAAUAUAAUUAAUGCUGCAAACGGA